Messenger RNA from Symbiodinium natans, 885 nucleotides. NCBI's taxonomy places the organism in Eukaryota, Dinophyceae, Suessiales, Symbiodiniaceae. The record is from the annotation of a GenBank genome assembly.
AUGGAAGGUGAGUUCGUAGUGGAAUCUCGGACAGUCAAUAAGCUCAUUCUGGCAGCAGCACAUGGUGGUGAUAUCUCCAAAGCCAAGCAUUGGUUUGAGCGGCUCAUUCUUGAUUUUGAUCUCAAGCCAGAUGUUACCAUUUUCACCAGUAUGAUCACAGCUGGUGCCAAGUACGGAGACGUCGAAUUCGCAGAAGAGUGGUUCGAAGCUAUGCAGUUCUAUCAGGUUUCGCCAACUGUUGCAUCGUACGGCGCUGUAAUCCUUGCAGCUGCCAACGCACAAGAUCUGGCUGCAGCAGAGAAGUGGUUUGGGAAGAUGGAGGAACAUGGUCUGCAAGCCAACCAGAUCAUUUUCAAUACGGUCAUGAGUGCUGCAGCAAAGGCUGCAGACGUAGCAGCUUGCGAAGCAUGGUUCCACAAGAUGAAGGAAGCGCUUUUUGUUCCGACUGAGGUUGAGUUUACCACCUUAAUCAAUGCAGCCAAAGAAGCCGGCAAUUAUGAAAAGGCAUCGGAAUAUUUCAGUGCCUUCCGUCAGCAAGGGCUCCAUCCAACAGACAUCAUAAUGGAUGCCCUGAUUGGCGCAGCAGCCAAUGCAAGACAGCCUGACGAAGCUGUAAGGGUGCUUGAACAGAUGAGGUCUUUCAAGGUCACGCCUUCGCAUAGAUGCUACGGCACCGUCAUGAAUGCGUGGUUCAAGACGAAAGAUGCGUUGCAGGUAAUGAAAACUAUGAGACAGAUGCAAGAAGCCGGGUACAAGCGUAGUGUUGUGGACUACACCAUGACCAUGAGCACGUUGAAGCAAAGCCUUGGCCAACAGCGCUACCAGGAGCUUAGCCGGGAGCUUUUCUUGGAAAGACGGUUCGACAAAGUCACAAGCCAAUCCUGA